Messenger RNA from Corticium candelabrum, 3760 nucleotides. RefSeq lists its product as uncharacterized. NCBI's taxonomy places the organism in Eukaryota, Metazoa, Porifera, Homoscleromorpha, Homosclerophorida, Plakinidae. The transcript has 2 exons. The coding region runs from base 21 to 3653 and encodes 1210 amino acids. Gene Ontology annotation, biological process: signal transduction. The record is from RefSeq and is a predicted model, not a curated record. Gene Ontology annotation, molecular function: ATP hydrolysis activity; ATP binding; protein binding.
UACAUCUUGAUUGUCAAAAAAUGUGUUCCUGUUCGUGCACCACUGACAGACAUAUCAUCAAUGACACUGGUCUUGGUGAGCAAGAAUAUGAUGUGUACAUUUGCUACUAUGGCGAGAACAUUCGCACAUCAUUUGUGGAACCUGUCUAUCACCAACUGAGCAAACUUGGUGUGCAUGCUUUUUAUGACCUAGAGAGUGUGGCGUGGGGAGAAUCCAUUACUAACACUCUUCAGACUGCAUUGUUGAAAUGCAGGCGAGUUUUACUAGUUGUAUCAAAGUCUCUCAUUGAUGAGAGGAGAUGUCUGAUAGAAUGUAAGGCACUCUUACACAAUCAACGAGAAGGCACCACACAGCUCAUCUACCCCAUACUUGUCAACAUUGAUCGAGACACAUUUUGCAGUGCAUUUCCUCUUCUUGCUGAUGUGCAGCCACGCACUGCAAUGGGCACAGCGGAAAGCAUUAAUGAGCUUUGUUUUUAUCUCAAGGAAGUUUGCUCAAAACCACUGUACAUUGCGAAGAGAUCUAUGCCUCUAUCUAUUGCACCUGUUAAAGAAAAUGGUACCAUGGGUAAUGGUCGUAUUCCACAAUUUGAGAAACAGUAUAGUGUUGGAAAUCUUCGACAACUGGUACCACACUUUACAGGAAGAAACACUUUAGUCAACGAGGUUGUUGAUUACAUUGUUAGUAGUUUAGGAUGUACUAUUUGUGAACUGGGAGGGACACCAGGGGUUGGGAAGAGUAUGGUUGCUAUCGCAGUUGCAAGGGAGCUCCAAAGUCUUCAAUGGAGAAUUGUUUAUGCUGAUUUAAGGGAUGUGAAGUCCUCUGCCAUAGCUGCAGAGAAACUACUACAAGAAGGAUUAUUGGAUGAUAGAAAUGUUGGAAGUAAACUUUUGGGUCUAGCUAAUGCCUUGAAAAAGUUAGCAAAAAGGAGUCCUCUUCUGGUCGUUCUUGAUGGUUGUGAUGGUCUUCUGGAAAGUAACUGGUUACAGGCUCCAACGUCAUUAGUCCAUCAUCAUGCCAGCUCCCUGCACAAUCUCUUGGAUUCCAUGUCACAACAUAAUUGUGAUCUCAAAGCAUUGUUUACGUCCUCUCACCGAGUUGUGCCUUUUGAUAUUUCAUUUAAAUAUUUCCAGGUUCCUCCGCUCAGCAUCGACGAUGCGGCUGAAUAUCUUACCAAAUGCUGCAUUGAUGCGAAUGUGCAAGAAAAGUUGCUUCAAAAGUGGCUCAAGAAGUUGGCAGAACAGUGCGGUGGCUUUCCCAUUGCUCUCAACUUUGUUUCAAGCAUUAUUUGUACAAGAAAUCUCUCACCCAAAUCUGUGGUCAAUUUUCUGUCAACUGAAGGAGUUUAUAAACUGCGACAAGUGUCUAGUAGGUUGCCAUUUGAGCACUACAACUGUUUCUCUGCAGCUUUCUAUCAUCUUCAGUCAGACACACUGAGGAGCCAUUUAGCUUGUUUAACUGUCUUUGUGGGGUCAUUCAAUUGUGCUGCUGCUUCAGCUGUUCUACAAUUGAGUAGCAUUGUAGUCCAAAGAGAUGUGAUACAUCCUCUUGUAGAGAGAUGCCUGAUAGAAAAUAAUGGGAAUGGUGGUCAGUACUUCAUGCACUCUGUUGUUCGGGAAUAUAUCUACGAACUUGUUAGAGAACAACACCACAGCGAUAUUUCUGAAGCCAGUGCUUUGUUCACUAACUACUACAUAAAGAAAUUGAAGGAAGCAGUGGAGCUAUUUUGGAAAGAUCCGUCAACUGCGUUAGAGAUGCUUGACUCUGAGUGGCACAACUUUGAGGUUGCUAUCAGCUUCAAAGAUGGCUUCCACCCUAGCUGCAUUUCAGAUCAGUUGAUACCGAUUGUAGUAGAUGCUCUACCACUACUGGAGACCAGAUUGUCUGGCUCGAUGCUCCUGAACUUGUUGCAGUCAUAUAGCAACUUCGAUUGCUGUCAGACUGUGAGAGCACGACUGUUGCUAGAGACUGCCAAGAAGCUGAUUGAGCAAUCCAAUGUAGAUAGAGCGUUAUCUAUCAUAGCAGGCGUGAAGGAACUAUUGCCAUAUCACAAUAUUGAGGAAAAGGAGAUCUCUAUGCUUGUAGCAUGUUAUAAUGCAAUAAUGGGUGACGCUUUGCUUGCUCAGAACAAACCAGUUGAAGCGGUUUUCUUUUUAAGCAAGUCCUGGAAGCUUUAUGAAUCAAUCUGUUGCCAAGGCUACCAGGCUGUAGGAGUUCUAACAGUCUUAGGUCGAUCAUAUGCUGAUCUUGGUCACAUGGACAAAGCGAUGGAGUAUUACCGGAAGGCCACUCACAUGUGUUCACUGCAACUGGGAGGACAUGACAAAGAUGGGCUUUUGGGAGGCCUUCAACGUGGCAUUCAUCCCUACAAGGUGGUUAUAUUGAAGCAGAUGGGAGAAACAGAAAGCAGUAGAGGAAAUCAGCAAAUGGCACUUAAGUGUAUGGACAAAGCAAUUAAAAUACUAUCACAGUUGCGGGCAUGUGACUUGUUGUUGGCUCCCAUUUUGUAUGAGAAAGGGGUAACCCAAUUGCUCAACAACCAGUAUACUGAAGCAAUACAUACAAUAGAGACGUCAUUCGACCAAACAAAGCAACUGAACAGAUAUAGUAUGCUGCAUUUCUUCACUGCUUUCAUACUAGGGAAGUUGAAGUACAAUAUAGGAGAUUUUGAGUUAGCUAUCAAGUGUUUAGAUGAAGCUGUCAAGACUGCGGCUCACAAUGGAUACACUGGUGAUGCAUUUGUUGAGGCUUUGGCCUUUCUUGCUAUAAGUCAGAAACAAGUAGGAAAAGCCACACACAGCUCUAUAACAUAUGAUAAGUUUAGUGACGCAUUGCAGAAGUGUGGCUCUCAAUGCUGCAUGCAAAACCCUGCCAUAAAGGCUCUUGUCAACUCAUCACCACAAUUUGUGACAUCAGCAAACAGCUUAUCUGAUGAUUUUGAUCCACCUCGAGCAAUGUUUUGCUGCUGUCGAUACAGUGACUUUACCAGACACCAUCAUGUACCUCAAGCAGUCUUAAAUUCUCCACUUUGUCUGGCAGCAGGCAAACGUCGUUUUGGUCAUCAACUGCAUCGGUCGCCAUCUUUUCAUAUUGAUACUCCUGUUAACAAUGGAACGUGCACUCCUGAUAUCUCUGACUUGCUGCACAGGAGAAAUUCGGUGACCAAUGUUGGAAGAACACCCACAUCGGUUGAAGCAGUCUUUAGAUCAACAUUAUCAGUUGACGUUGAACCACCAAGAAGCAAGUUGAGUGGAAAACAGCUGACAAGAAAUUUUGCUGUCAAGUCAGACAAUGACGCAGCUGAGGGUUACUGUACAAAAGGUCCACCACCUCAUGUCCAGCGAUUCUUGUCAUGGACUUCACAAGGGUCAACUGUCAGUUAUGGCUCUGACUCUGAUGAUGGCAAUGAACAGCGUAUGUAUCGAACUGAUUCGCAAGAGUAUGACUUUGUACAUCAUAGUCCAAUACCCAAGCUGCGACAUAGUCACAGAAAAUUAUCUGCAGAAGGAAGACACCGACUGCUACAGAUGUCAAACUUCAGAGCAGCAAGUCACGAUGUAGAACCAACUGGCCAUUCAAUACCAGAAGAUGACACAAUAGAUGGCAAUGAAAGCACCAAAAAGCUGGUUUUUGUAGAAGACCAUUUCACAUAGGCAAACAGAUGACUGUAGUAUCAUUUUGUAACUCGCACAAACUAAACCGAUAGAACUUUAACUGAAUACUGUAAAUUUAAUAAAGGGCAUAUAUCAUUUGUUACUGA